Messenger RNA from Sphaerulina musiva SO2202, 2867 nucleotides. RefSeq lists its product as uncharacterized. The coding region runs from base 300 to 2345 and encodes 681 amino acids. Lineage: Eukaryota; Fungi; Ascomycota; Dothideomycetes; Mycosphaerellales; Mycosphaerellaceae. The record is from RefSeq and is a predicted model, not a curated record. The transcript has a single exon.
CCGCGUUUCACUAGAUUGGGACCGUUACGACUGACUACAUUACCUACGCUCCUACACGAAGGCCCCUAUUGUGAAGACGUUGGCUCUUGUGCCUGGGCCGCCAGUACCACAUCCCAGUCCACGUUCAACCUCCACCACGACGACGACGACCUCGACUUCCCCCCGACCAUCACCACACCGCCUCCUACAUGUCACCGCCGACGCAAGCACUGGGCUAGAAGGCGCCGACGCGGUCACGCUUCAGCCCACUUCGUGCGGGUGAAGGAGUGAAUGGCAGCGAGCGAUGGUGGUCAUCUACAAUGUCGACCGACCGUACUAACCGCCCACUCAAGCCCACACUUGCUUCCACCAGGACUGCUGCCUCUAGGACUCCUCUAACCCCACGCAUUGCUGGCAGUGCCGGGACUACGACAGCAGCAACACCCGCACCUGCGAGACCUACUGCGCCCCGAGUUGCAGCGCGAGCGCCGUUGCUAUCACCACGGAUCAGGGCACAGGAAAACACCCCAGCAAAGGAUACUGCCCGAAAUGGCAACAUCACACCACGAUCGUCCGCGAGAAAGUCGAGAAUCGGAACGAACAGUGGGUCCACCUCUCCUGCGAAUGACGAUGCUCCGAGUGAUGCCAGGUCGCGAAACACAACAGGACAUGGUGAUGCGGCAGCAGGAAGAAACAGCACUGUCAGUGGUUUGAGUCUGGGACCAAGUCUUGGUGUGCCGAGCAGAACGCGAGCGAGUAAGCCGAGUAGUGUUGCGGGUGACAAUAAACUGCGGGUUGGUCGUUCACCUCCACUGGCACGCUCCCCAGGCGUCGCAGACUCUGGACAGUCUGGUGACAGCGAUAGCUUUGAGAAACGCUUCUUUCAUGCUAGCGACGCGAAGAAGCAGGAGCUUCCGCCCAAGAGACCAGAGCCGAAGAAAACGCCGAGCUUUUUCUAUGCAGAUGGCCAUCAGGACCAGAAGUCUAACCCACCAAAAUCGUCCUCACCAGUGCUGUCUGCUGUGGGUGAGAAGCGUUCGCCUGGGCUUUUCUUCAAGGCAGAAUCAAAUCCUUUAAAGAGUCCCACAAUGCUCUCUCCCGCGUUCAAUCAAUCCUCUGCCAGUCUGUCGUACUUUCCGCCCACGGGGGCUCUCUCUCCAUUGAGGUCACCAUCGCCUAGCAAGGAAAACAUACAUUUAUCUUAUAGGAAGGGUGCAUCUCAAAUUUUUGGGAUGCGAUCAACGCCGAGACCGCAACCAUCCACUCCCGAUGUCAACUCUGCGCCUAUGUUCCAGGAGCCACGACAUCCGGGUACACUAAUGAUGCACCGCAAGUCAUCGAGCCUGUCUUCCAUCAAUUCUGGCAACGAACAAUUGCGGCGGCGGUCCAACACAGCGCUCGAAGUAUCAGUACCAAGUUCGACAUUGACCCAAGAGAUUCUUCCGACUACCAUGUCCCAGAUGACAAGUCCAGUUAUCGGAAUGCCACCGAACGAUACAUCCUGGACACCGUCAGCUGUCGUUGGCUCUCCUUCAGAGUCGGCGUUGAGUCCUACCAAGACUGUAACGCAACUAGCAGCCGAUGCUCGACGCGAGCGCAAGGUGCUUGACCUCGAGAUAUCCAAUAGUUCACUCCUCGCGAUCAACUCUAGUUUGGAGAGGGAAUUGCGUAGACAAAAGGCAGAAUUAAAGCGUUUUCGGCGACUUUCCCGUGCCGGUCGCUUGUCGUCGGCAACACAUAAACUACCACGAAGUGUCUCUGGCGAACUUGAGACUCUCGGUGAGGAGGACGAUGACGAAGAUGUGCAUAGCAUGCCACCUGGCUGGGACGAGGACGACGAGAGUGAGUCAGAAGAAGAGGACAGCCUGAUCAGUAGCAGCGAGACACGUUCACCUGCCGCAACAAGUGAACGCCUUGCCAAGGACGAGAAGCGUUUGAAGGUUGACCUAGAACGGCAUCGAGAGUUACUGGUACAGAGCCAGGCAAUGAAUCUGAGCUUGAAACGAUGCAUGUAUGCGACAGAUGAAAUGAUCCGUGAUGGGAGAAAGGCUCUGGAAUACCAUGUCCGAGUUUCCGACGUCAAGCUUGGAGGGCGCAUCUUGGACCAGGAGGAGGAUGAUGAUGAAACGCAGGAUCUUACCAUUGACGAUGAAGUGGACGAGAACCACGAGGAUGGUGUAGAGAAUGCCAAAGGAUUGCUCGACGUGUGGCGAGGCGUUGGUCGGCCGACGUUCGAAGGCAGCGAAGGCUCUGGGCGUGACUCAGGCAUUGAAGUCGACAAGUCCUACGGGUUCGUAUCGGCCAGAUACUCCAACGCAUCGAAUACGACUGCAGAUUCUGGACGACCGCCCGAGCAUGUGAGCUAGAAGCUGGCAUACGAGACGUACCCGAAUCUGGCCCUUGCACGUGCAAGCAAGACCCAAAGCAGUAGCAGCACCACGUAAGACGCCAGGAACUAUUGCUCCGCUGCACGCCGGGACGGGCGAGCAUUCGCAUAGCUUGCCGCCAUCGCGGGAGGCUUGGAGCGCCCUCGCGAAUGGAUGCCUCGUUGCUGAGGAUGUGUCAGCUAUGCCGGCAAAUCGCAUCUUCCUCUCGUUUGCCAAGGAGCCCAUCGGUGGCAGCUCUGAGCACAGAGGGUUGACGGUGGUUCCUGAUGAUCAUGUUUGACUUUUGGCCUGUGCGCAGCUGGUACCUGCAUCGUUGCUUUUAAGCUUGUUUUGUUGUACAUAUGUUUGCGUGAUGAUACCCACCCAUAUCGCUUCGGUUUCUUUUGUUCGGCGGCCAUGAGGCGUUGGUGUCUGCGAUACCCAUAAUGCUGCGUUCGUUGUGUGUUUGUGUGUGUGUGCGAGAAGUUCUGUGAUAUAGACUCCACUCCAAUCGAAACCGUC